This is a messenger RNA of Manihot esculenta (cassava), 1960 nucleotides long. RefSeq names its product transcription initiation factor TFIID subunit 8. The coding region runs from base 432 to 1574 and encodes 380 amino acids. The transcript has 2 exons. The record is from RefSeq and is a predicted model, not a curated record. NCBI's taxonomy places the organism in Eukaryota, Viridiplantae, Streptophyta, Magnoliopsida, Malpighiales, Euphorbiaceae. Gene Ontology annotation, molecular function: protein heterodimerization activity. Gene Ontology annotation, cellular component: transcription factor TFIID complex.
GCUGUAUCAUUCCUCUCCUUUUAAACGAUUCUCUUCUUCCUCUGUUAAGCGACUUUGCUCUUCGUUGUAUCUCUCGAACUCAACUUCUCAAAUCUCGCCAUCAUUCAAUCCCUCGGGGUUUUACUAGGGUUAAACCCUAAAUCCAUGAACGUAUCCCUUAUUACCCCUUCUUUCCUUAACAUUUAUCAUUUCCUCUCCAGCUAGGGUUCUUUCGGUGAUCGAUUGGUGUUGGAUACUCUUCCAGAUUUCGGUUUCUGUGGUCUCGUCGCUUCGAUUAUUUCUUUUAUGGUGUUUCAAUGUUCAGUUGCGUUUCUGUACCCUGGAAUGUAAAGGCAACCAGUCGGGAUAUUAGCAAUGAAUAGGUGAUUAUCGGCCAGAGAAUGGUACUUUUGCAUGUGCUUUCUCAGGUGAAGUGAUAUGAGGUGUUGAAUAUGAGCCAUGGAGGUGGGGAGAGUGGAAGAGUGCAUGAAAAAUCACAACAUGCAAAGAGAAAAACUGGUGCAAGUGGUGAUGAAUUUUCCCAAGCAAUUGCAAAAAUUGCUGUAGCACAAAUAUGUGAGGGUGCUGGGUUUCAGAGUUUUCAGCAGUCUGCUCUUGAAAUACUCUCUGACGUCACUGUCCAAUAUAUAAGCAAUCUAGGGAAGCUUUCCCAAUCCUAUGCCAAUUUAGCAGGCAGAACAGACGUUAAUGCUUUUGAUAUUAUUCAAGGAUUGGAAGAGUUUGGCUCUUUACAGGGCUAUGGCGGUGCUUCUGAUAUUGAUCAUUGUAUUGCAAGUUCAGGUACAGUUAGGGAACUUGUUCAGUAUGUUACUGAAGCAGAGCAUAUCCCAUUUGCCUAUUCUAUUCCUCCUUUCCCUGUUGUUAGAGAAAGGAGACCAUGCCCAAGUUUUGUGCAAAUUGGUGAGGAGCCACCUGGGGAUCACAUUCCAGCUUGGUUGCCUGCAUUUCCCGAUCCUCAAACUUAUGUUAAGUCAUCCACUGAGAAUGAAGGAGCUGCUGAUUGUAACACACGGAAGAUUGAGCUUGCACAGGUACAGACAGAGACUGAUAGGUCUCUACUGAACUUGCAGAAUUUUAUUUGCAAUGGGUCAGGGGGUCCUUCCUCUUUUGCUCAUGGUGGUGGUUCUGAGGCAAAGCUAGCAGUUGAAGGUAACCCAUUUCUUGCUGCUCCAUUACAGUUUGGAGAGAAGGAAGUGUCCCAUGUUGUUCCUCCAGCUAAGUUUUCAAAUGAAGCUGCUGUGAAAAAUCCUACUAAUCAAAAUUUUCCUCUAGAUAAUCAUGUCUCAGUGCUGGAUACAUUUGCUCCAGCUAUUGAAGCAAUGAAGAGCAGUUUAUGUGAUUCUGAGGAGGGUCAGAAGAAGGUUCUUUUGAAUCCAAGACCCGCUGUGCAAUUUAAAAUUGGGGCAGGCAAGAAGACCUUGGGUACAGCACUAGAUUUCAGCUCACAUAACAAGGGUGUGGAGAAAAUCAGCCCAUGGUCUGGAAAAUAUGAUGAGAAGGAUGAUAAGAAAAAGAGGGCUGAGAAAAUUCUGAAACAGUCUAUGCAGAACCCAGGGGAACUGGCUCAGUUGUAAAUUAGGUUUGGUUAGAAUCUGUAUACUUGUUUAGGAAACUAGAAGCAGAAGCUGGUUCCAAGGUAGUUAAAGUCAGGGAGGGCCUUUUGGUUGCCAGCAUAUGGCUUUACAAGUGGAUUACAGACUGUGAUGGGGAAUUGCUCCCGCUUCAACAGAUUUUUGGAGGUAUGUCCGUAUCAAUUUGUCAUCGUACACCCUUGUUAGUGAAUGAUUCUUUUUAGUUGAAAUUCUUGUUUCUUCUUAUGUGCUUCGAUACUGAAAUGGGACAUGGAUAAUGCCACUUCUGCUUACACUAUUUUUGCUCAACGCGCCGUAAACAACGGAAGCAUAGCAUGGUGUGUAUUAAACAUAUUGUUAUUGAAGAGCUAGAUAAUUUUUUAUGAGCA